Molecule: messenger RNA, 5281 nt
Organism: Synchiropus splendidus (mandarinfish)
Lineage: Eukaryota; Metazoa; Chordata; Actinopteri; Syngnathiformes; Callionymidae
Gene: trim32
Product: tripartite motif containing 32
Exons: 2
Coding region: 111-2129 (672 amino acids)
Molecular function (GO): zinc ion binding; protein binding
Source: RefSeq, a predicted model, not a curated record
GGACGGAGGACGUUGCUUCUUCGCUGCAGUGCUGCUGCAGGAGAAACUGCAUUCGUACACAAACCAGUGCGUUCACAUCUGCUGGCUGUCAGCUUAAGGGAAGAGCCACAAUGGCAACUGCAUCCAACCCGUUUGAUGCUGAUCUGGUGAGGGAGAUCCUGGAGUGCCCUAUCUGCCUGGAUACCUACAGCGAGGACCAAAUGAGGCCCAAACUCCUGCAGUGUGGACAUACUGUGUGCCGGCAUUGUCUGGAGAAGCUAUUAGCCAGCACCAUCAAUGGGGUGCGCUGCCCUUUCUGUAGUAAGGUUUCACGUAUGAGCAGCAUCACACAGCUUGCAGAUAAUCUGACUGUGCUGAAGAUCCUAGACUGUACGACCUCAUGCGGUGCUGCUGCCUCAGGCCUGAUGUGCAAGUCCUGCUGCAACCGCCUUCCACGUCACUACUGCCACGACUGCGCCACUGUCCUUUGUGAGCUCUGUAAAGGUGAAGGCCAUCUAGAUCAAGGUCAUUCGGUUCAGCACAUUCGACUGGCGGCAGAACAGCGGAGAAAGGAACUGGGUUGCAAGCUGGCCGCCCUCAGAGAGGUCAUGGGCGAAAUCCAAAAGAAAAAGACCAGUAUUGAAAACAUUUCCAAGACUUUGAGACAUAAAUACCAGACAGUACAGCAGGAGUACGCGACGGCGGAGUUGCGUCUGCAAGAGGAACUAAGCAGAGCUCGAAAGACCUUUGCAGCCUCCAUGGCAGAGGUUGAGAAACUAAACGGGCAAGUCUUGGAGGAGCAGACAUAUCUGCUUAACAUUGCAGAAGUCAGAGUGGUUUCAUGCUGCGAUUAUUUAACAAUGCGAGUGCGACAGAGUGACAUAGCCCUGCUCAAGGAUGACGGAGGAACAUGCGAGGAUGAAGAGAUGAAUCUGAGGGACAAUUUGCCUGCUGUCUUUCAGCUGCAAGAGCCGACGCUGGUCAAAACGGAUCAUUCAAAACCAUUAGAUGUAGGUCUAGUGACCACACGCACCUAUCCUGUCAGUACAGCCGACGGUGAAAGUGGAUUGGAUGUGGAUGUUGAACUCGAAGGUGCGGUUGGCGCUGUAGGGGGUGACAUCUAUAGAGAUGUCGAUAUGGUCGCUGCUGUCAAUGACGUGUAUUGUGGUUCGCCAGGAAAAUUUAAAUCCAAGUCCAUGGACGCCGGAGGAGAAUCCCCGGGUAGAGCCGAAAGAGGACCGGCAGUCUGCCAUUUUGUCAAAAAGAUGGGCUCCAAAGGAAGUAUGGCUGGCAUGUUCAAUUUACCAGUCAGCAUCUGUGUCACACCACAGGGAGAGGUCCUGGUGGCAGACCGGGGCAACUGCCGCAUUCAAAUUUUCAAUCGCAAAGGCUUUCAUCGUGAAAUCCGACGCAACACCAGUGGCAUUGACAAUUUUGUCCUGAGCUUCCUGGGGGCUGACUUGCCAAACCUUAUCCCCUUGUCUAUUGCGGUCUCUCCUCAAGGACUGAUUGGAGUAACUGACAAUUUCGACAACUCUGUGAAAGUCUACACCAUGGAUGGCAACUGUGUGGCCUGCCACAAGAGUCACCUGAUUAAACCCUGGGGUAUCGCCGCCAUGCCGUCGGGGCAGUUUGUGGUGUCUGAUGUAGAAGGAGGAAAGCUGUGGUGUCUAACUGUGGAGCGCAAUUUAGGUGUGGUCAGCUACAGUCGCUUGUGCUCUGCUGUGCGGCCGAGGUUUGUGACAUGCGAUGCCGCAGGCACAGUGUAUUUCACACAGGGCCUCGGCCUCAACUUCGAGAAACGCACCAAUGAGCCUCAACUAGAGGGCGGCUUCUCCAUUGGCUCGGUGGGAACGGACGGCCAGCUGGGGAAGCAGCUCAGCCACUUCUUCUCUGAAUCGGAGGACUUCCGCUGCAUCACCGGCAUGUGUGUCGACGCAAAUGGGGAUUUGCUGGUUACGGACAGUGGCAGGAGAGAGAUCCUCCAGUUUCCCAAAGAAGGCGGCUUCAAAGUUCUCAUUCAGGACGGCCUGAUCUGUCCUGUUGGGGUGGCCACAACCCAGAAGGGUCAGCUGCUGGUGCUUGACUGUGGAGACCACUGUGUGAAGGUCUACACAUAUCUACACAAGAGACAUGCGUCCACGUCAUAAUUCUCCAUGGCGCACUAGGACAAUUGGUAGGUUGUUGAGCUGUUUGUCCUGUGGUGUGCAAACUUUUAUGCCUUUUAAUUUGGGUGUUCAGUUGUCUCUCUAUCAUGUCUUCGAAUCUUUGCUGGCUGCAUUUCAGUUUUGAUACCCCAAUUUAAAAAAAAAAAAAAAGAAAAAAGGGUUAUCAUCUGUGGGUGUAGCUACCCAACACUAGUUCCACAAUAAAAUUAUCUAUGCUUAUAAUGCCAAAGUGCUCAGACGUGGCUGAUUCAAGGGUUUAACACAGACAACAAGACUUUCCAUCUACAUCCCUGCACGGUGAAGCCCACUCUGGACUGUGGUCGGUACUCAUCCUGACAUGACUGGCUGGGUAGUAAGGAAUCUGUUGUCCCACACACUGUCACAGUAGAACUAGUUUAUUAUGCUUUUACUCAGGUGUCAACCCUUGCAAACUGUACAAGGGUUUUGCAAGAAUUACAAACAGACUCUGAGAGCAGUUCACCUGGAAGCGUCUUUGCUCUUGGGCCGCAGACUUACUCCCCUUAUUCUGCAACAUCAUCAGCCAUGUAUCACUAGUCUCCUGACUUAUCAAAUACAAUCUUGACUAAGCCAACCUUGAAUAUCCUGCUUGUAUAAAAGUCCAAUAAUUUUCUGUACUGUUCAGGAUUGACUUCUGACUUUCUCACUUUGAAGGAACUCUAAAGUAAAAAAAACAAUCUUAUAUGAAGAGAAAACUGCCUUUCUAUAGAGUCUUGUUGCCAUCUUUAAAUCCUCAAGUCAAGUUGUUUACACAGAGCUAAUAAAACCUGUAGAUGUCUGUGCCCCGAUAGAUCGCUCUGACCUUUUCCACAAUGUAAUUUGGCAGCUAGUUUUUCCCCUUCACCACUUUUAUUUUAACAGAUUUGAAAUGAAAUAAUGAUCUGGGAUCACAGGGCUGGACUGUAAAGUAUGUUUUAGGUGUGAAAAACAAGUACUUGUGUCUGUUACGCAAACUAAUGCUUUUCAUUAUGUUGUCCUGAAAUUCAUCUUAUACUUGAAGUGGUCAAGUGAAGGGUAACUCGCUGACACCCAGUGCACCCAAUUGGCAAAAUGUCCACUUUGCUAAGAGCCACAAUGGUGGACAUAUUCCCAUACAUGAGCAUAUUAAAGGUCCAUCUACGCACCCUUUACAACAAAAUUGUACCCAUCCGUCAUUAUGUCUUCACGUCUCAUUAGAGCGAUGUAUCGGGUAGUAACAGCAACACUGCCCCCUGGUUUCCAGUGGUACUGCUCCGGUUGGUCUGUAUAUGUAAGCUUCGUGGAGAUGUGCAGAAAUAUUGACGAAAUGAAGGCAGAGCAUGGACAGAAGGCUCCAUCCAUAUCCGGAUCCGUACGUUACGCUGAGCUUAAACAGGCCUUCAGUAUAGUCUAGAAAACAGUGUAGCUAAAAUGGCUUAAACAACACAUACAUUUAUUAAUUUAUUGUUUUUAAACAUUAGAGCAAAAUCGAAAAAAAAAAAAACACUUUAAUUUCGCCUUAGUAACGUUUGCUGCUCCCCAUGACAAAGAUCCAGUAAAAAAGACAAUCAAUUCCUGUUGACACCUGAACAUUGUUUAUGGGUUCCAGGCAUCAAAUGUGUGUAUGUAUGUAGAGAAAAAAAGGAGAACAUAGCCACAACAGGGCAAUAACACAGUUACUGUGAACUUUUCAAAUGUGUAUUUUUCAUGUUCGACUGGUGUAAUAACAAGCUUUCAUUUGCUGUGGUGCUCAAAGUUCUAUCAAAUCAUACCUGCGUAAAUGUCGUGACUGGAUUUCAUCAGAAAAUAUGCAAUACAAUGAAUGUUUGGAACAUCCUGCAGAUAUUUGCCCCUUGGAUUAUGCAGUUGUGUUACCCUGAAAAACUGUUUGCAAAGUUUGUUCAAAUAUUAUGAUGUUUGACAAAGACGCAUUUUUUUUUCUGUCUGGAAUGUGUUUGCACACAUUUUGGGGGGUGUAGGAUACGUGUCCAGAUUAGCAAUGCUAUUUCCCAGCACACUUCUCUUUGCCACAUUUGGAGGUUCGGAUUCUCGCUCAGGUUUCCAAACAACACAGAUGCUUCACGCACUUCACCAAAUAUGUUAAAAUUAUAUAAUUGGUUCUGUCUGAGGCUUAGCAGUCUUUGCUUCAUUGUGGAGAAAUGGUGAACCAUUUCCUGCCUUUAAGAUAGCUUUCAAGUUCACCCAAAUGCCCGUCUGAUAUAGCGCUGCUGAGAUGGGAUAACUGGAAGUACACUAUAUUAGAAAGUGGCUCUAAAGGCAUUGGUUGAUACAUUGUGGUUACAUGUGUGUAUCACAUUCUCUUACUCUCCCUUCACACCAGUUCCAUGUGUAGAAGUCUUUUUCUGUUGUCAACCCGUGCUGUUUGCAUUGCGAACACGAACACUAAUCCCUGAAAAACUAUAAGAUGGCGUGUUCUACCUGUGUGUGUGUCUGUGCAUAUAUAUAUUUUUAAGUCCCUAUAUUGUCACUCACACUGUUGUAUUAUGAGAACAGGUCUUCAAACCAAAUCUUUACGUCCGCCAGGUUGCUAAGCACAAAAGUGGCAUCUCAGUGUGGUCCGUGUCGUGUCAGUGUCAUGAAUUCACGAGUGCAAUAAAGGUAAUCAAAGAAGUUGACCGGAAAUUUCUCUCUUUUCUUUCUUUACUGAAGCAGAUGUACAUUUCGACUUUGUGGUUGGGUCAUCAAAUUUGCCAUUUUGAUUGAAGAUGUCUUCGUGAGAAUGUUGCAUGUAUUCGUUCUUAAAUGUGGUGGAGAAAGACAUUUUCCUGCCCUUUCUGAGUUGAGCGUAUGUUGAAGUCUUUCUCUGUGACACACUAAGUCCCAUGUCACGAUGAUGCUGAGUUCUCUGUGGUCUGAAAUCUCUUAAAUGAGAGGUUGCCUACAGCGCAGCUACAGUAGAUCGAGUGUCCAGACGUGUUAUCUGCAUGUUAUUGUUGGGUGUAAGUGAGCGGGAGCGAGAAUGGUCUGGCUGCGACUUGGGCGUUUCUGUCAGGACACAUGAAUGAAUGGGGGUUUCGGAUAUGUUUAAUUCACCAAUCGCGAAGAGUGGCUCAAGGCAUGGUGUGUAUGACGUCAUCUACCCUUCCACUAUGUGUACCAUGUGAUCAGAGAUUAUGCCGGCAAAAAGGCGUAAUCUA